Molecule: messenger RNA, 1387 nt
Organism: Gordionus sp. m RMFG-2023
Lineage: Eukaryota; Metazoa; Nematomorpha; Gordioida; Chordodea; Parachordodidae
Exons: 5
Coding region: 110-1387 (425 amino acids)
Source: RefSeq, a predicted model, not a curated record
AAAAACUCUAAAUUUAUAAACAAAAAAAAUAAAACAAUAAAACGACUCCAUUAGCAUCCUUCCAUAUUCCUUAACUGGCUUACCUAAAAAUUUACUAUCCUUAUUAAUUAUGGAUAUUGAAAAAUUAAUUAAUAAAUUAUCUAGAUGUCCAACAGAGGAUAAUGCCAAUGCUAUAUUGACUAAAAUUUCGGCUUACGGAGAGUCUUUACCCCAUCGUUUCCCUCAAUUUACUGGCACACAAGAUACAACAGCUGAAGAGAUCUUAAGAUUGACACAAGCUCAGGUACUUACGCGGUAUAAUCCAUUAAAGGUUGAUUCAGAUGGUAAUUGUGCAUAUAGAGCUGUAUCUUUGGGUCUUUUUGGAGAUGAAAAGUAUCAUCUAUACAUCAGACUUGUGGCCGGAAUAGAAAUGAUUCUUUUUAGACAUAUAUACGACACCAAAGACCCCAUGUAUGAAAUCAUUAUUAGUAAUUAUAUUAUAAUAAGUAGUUAUGACAAUUUAUUAAGUGAUAUUUUAAGAAUAGGAGGUUGGGCCGAGACAAUGCAUUUAUACGCUAUAAGUGCUGCCAUUAAUUUACCUAUUUCUACUUUUUAUCCUCCUGUUAAUGGCAAUCUUUUAAUGGAAAACCCCUAUACAAUGAAAAUAUAUGGACGGGGUGUUAGAAAACAAACCCCGUCUAAAUUAGUACUAAUGUGGUCCAGUUGUUCUGAAAUUUAUAACUUAAAUGAUAUAUUUAACCAUUUUGCUUUGUUAAAACCCAUUUUAUCGGCCCAACCACCUUUUGAAGAUGUAAAGAUUAAUAAAGAUAAUAUUUUUAAUGAUAAAAACAAUAAUUCCUUUAUUAUAGAUGAGUCUACACAAGAUAUAUCUUAUGAAAUAAUAGAGAAUAAUUUCGUCGAUUUUGAUUUAUCUUUACCUAUUAAUAAUAUAAAAAAUCUAUCUUUUAAUAAUUCUUCUGACUUAAGUGUUAAUUUAAAUUAUAAUUUAGGCGAUUUAGAUAUAGAUUUAGAAUCUACUUUAUCUAUACCUAUUAAUGAUAAAAAAAAUGUAUCUUUUAAUAAUUCUUCUGAUUUAAGUGUUAAUGAUAAUUAUAAUUUAGGCGAUUUAGAUUCAACUUUAUCUUUACCUCAUAAUGAUAUAAAAAAUGAUACUUUUGUUGUUAAUGAAAAUAAUAACGAUAUGUCUUGUGUAGAUUCUGAUUCAGAUAUAACAUUAUCUAUACCAUUUAAUAAUAUAAAUACAAUUUCUUAUGCAGAUGAACACGAAUUAGAAAGAUCGUUAGUUGGUAUGGGAGAAUUUUAUUUGGCAGAUGAAUUUAAGAAACCAAAAGCUCUUAAUGAUAGUUGCCUCCACGUGGCUAAGAGCGGAAACACAAAAUAUUAUUAA